Molecule: messenger RNA, 878 nt
Organism: Frieseomelitta varia
Lineage: Eukaryota; Metazoa; Arthropoda; Insecta; Hymenoptera; Apidae
Gene: Dak1
Product: UMP-CMP kinase
Exons: 3
Coding region: 202-801 (199 amino acids)
Biological process (GO): CDP biosynthetic process; UDP biosynthetic process; 'de novo' pyrimidine nucleobase biosynthetic process
Cellular component (GO): nucleus; cytoplasm
Molecular function (GO): ATP binding; UMP kinase activity
Source: RefSeq, a predicted model, not a curated record
CGCACGCGCUCAGUAUACCGACACGCUAUACUUAAGAUAAUGUUGUACUGCGAGUAUGACAAGUGAAUAAUAAACGAUAAAGACAAUUCCAAUUUGAAUUUGUCGUCGCAUUUAGCCACAUCUAAGAAAAUUCUGUUCAAACGGAUAUACAUAAUAUUGUUUCUAAUCUAAGUAUUUUUAAGUAAACUGCGGCUUUUUACAAUGUCUGCAGAACAGAAGUUCGAGGUUUUAUUUAUUUUGGGUGGUCCCGGUGCGGGAAAGGGAACAUUGUGUAGAUACAUUACUGAAAAGUAUGGUUAUGUACACCUAUCAGCUGGUGAUCUGUUAAGAGAGGAACGUAUGAAACCAAACUCAAAAUAUGGAGAACUUAUCGAAAAGUUUAUCAAAGAUGGAAAGAUUGUACCAGUUGCAAUUACUUGCAGCCUUCUGGAUAAUGGUAUGCAGGCGAGCUACAGUCCACACAAAAGGUUCCUAAUUGAUGGUUUUCCAAGGAAUCAGGAUAAUGUUGAUGGUUGGAACGAGGCAAUGUCAGAGAAAUGUAUAGUGAAAGGAGUACUGUUUUGCGAAUGUAGUAAAGAAGUAUGUACUCAACGAUGUUUAAAACGUGGUGCAGCAGGAAGUGGAAGAUCUGAUGAUAAUGAGGAAGUUUUAGUCAAAAGGCAUGAGACUUAUAUCACAAAUACACUACCUAUAAUCGAACAUUUUGAAAAACAAGGCUUGACAUACAAAGUAAAUAGUAUGCAAUCACCAGAAAAAGUAUUCGAAGAUGCUAAAGAGAUUCUAUCUAAAAUAGGAUGGUGAUGGAUUAAUAGAGAAUAUUAAUUUAUCUCAAUGAGAUCAAAUCAUACCCCAUUUGCAUUUAAUGUUGUUUUAUUGAA